Molecule: messenger RNA, 5421 nt
Organism: Triticum urartu
Lineage: Eukaryota; Viridiplantae; Streptophyta; Magnoliopsida; Poales; Poaceae
Source: RefSeq, a predicted model, not a curated record
UCGAUCGGGUGCGAUCCCGGCUAUAAACAACACGAGGGCCAUCCGCCCCUCCGCCAUCUGCGCCUCGCCCUCGGAGACCCAACAGCGAAGGCCAUCAGCCGACCCCCAGCCCCCGCCCGAGCCCCGCUCUCGCCCCCGCCCGCCGCGGCGCUGCCCGCCGGCGAGAUGGUCCCGCUGAACCACCCCGGCGUCGCCGCCGAGGUGCGGCUGGUGCUGCAGGGCGCCACCGACGCCGACCGCGAGUCCGUCCGCCGCGAGCUCUGCCAGUUAGUUGACUAUGGUCACGAUGGAUGUCUUUUGCUGCUCCAAGUCUGUUUGGAUGAAGUGCUGCUGAAUGACAGGGAGGCCAAAAACUUGCAGUUGAAGCAUGAUCUUCUAUCCGCCACUUUCAGAUAUUGUCUGGAUAAAACGUUUUUUAGCACUUGUUUCUGUGAGGCACUGAUGCAGAUAAAAACUGGUACCGAUGGCCUCCUUGAGACUCUGUCGAGUGCACUGGAACUCUCAGCGGCCGAGAAAGUCGGUAUUGGUCUUGCGCUGUCAGAUUCUGAUAAUUCAGGCAUGAAGCUGAAAGGGCAACAAUUUGCAAUUGCUCAAAUUGAGGAGUUGUGUUUGAAUCCUAAUCAAUCGGUACCAAAUGAUCAAAUUCAUGAAAUCGUCGUCUUCCUUCACCAGACCGAUGGCCUGACAAAGCAUAUGGAUACUUUUAGUAACAUUGCUUCUCUUCUAGAAGUUGGACAGAGUCCUUUUUUUGCUCCCAUCCCCAAAGAUCAGCAUGAUGUUCAGUCAAUAAAUCAUUCAAGACAUUUGGAGAUGUACUUGGAUAGCACAAAUGAUGACUUUGAGUCACUUCUUUCUGAAAUUGGGAAAGAAAUAAGUAUGGCGGACAUAGUAACUGAGUUGGGUUAUGGAUGCACUGUUGACAGCACACAGUGUAAGGAAAUACUUUCCACUUUUCAGCCUCUUGAUGAUGUGGCAAUAUCUAAGUUGCUCGGGGCAGUUAUUGGCACUCAAAAUAGUCUUGCAGAGGCCCAUAACACUUAUGCAACCUUCGUAUCUGCUAUUCGAAAUACCCACUUGAGUGAGUCGCCUCAAUUGACUACAUGGAACACAGAUGUUCUUGUGGAUUCAAUCAACGAAUUGGCCCCAAGUACUAAUUGGGUGCAUGUUAUGGAAAGCCUUGAUCAUGAGGGUUUCAGUAUUCCUGAUGAAGCAGCUUUCUGUUUACUGAUGAAUAUAUAUGGCCGCGCUUGCAAGGAUCCCUUUCCGCUUCAUGCUGUUUGUGGGUCAAUGUGGACAAAUACAGAAGGCCAGAUAUCAUUUUUAAAGCAUGCAAUUUCUGCCCCUGCUACUAUUUUUACAUUUGCACAUAGUUCGAGGCUGCUGGCACUUCCGGACUUUGCAAGUCUUGGUCCAGGUAAUCAUGCUUGGUUUUGCCUUGACCUUCUAGAGGUUUUGUGCCAGCUUGCUGAAGUUGGACACACUGUGUCGGUGCGGUCCAUGCUCGAUUAUCCUUUGGGACAUUGCCCUGAACUCCUACUUGUUGGUCUUGGACACAUCAACACUGCAUAUAAUCUCCUCCAAUUUGAAGUGCUGUCCUGUGCAUUUUCUGCUAUUCUGAAGGACACCACAAAGAGAAAUGUGGUGAAUUAUCUCUGGCAUAUUAACCCAUGCCUCACCCUUCGAGGAUUUGUUGAUGCUCAUUCUGAUCCAAGUUGUCUCCUGAGAAUUGUGGAUGUGUGUCACGACCUGAAGAUCCUAUCUGCUGUCCUCGAGUCCACUCCAUUCGCAUUUAGCAUUAGAUUGGUGGCUGCUGCUUGUAGGAAAGAUCAUAGCCAUCUUGAGAAAUGGCUCACUGAGAAGUUAACUGUAUACAAGGACGGUUUUGUCGAGGACUGCGUUAAUUUCCUGAAAGAAGCUAUGAAUGCCGCAUCUUAUGCAGUAGAGGGUACCACGGAACAACCUCAAUUUAGUGUUGUGGACACGUAUUGGGAAGCUUGUCCUCCCUUUAUAAAGGUUCUCCAGUCUCACUUGGGACAGCUCUUAUCCAACCAACUCUCGGAUGAACUAAGGGAGUUGUGUGCUCUGUAUGAAUCGAGAAAUCAGGGUCCUGUAGCAAGGGACAUACCUACCUCGGAGGGAGGUUCAGAUGAUGUUGAAGUAGAAGCAAAUGCGUAUUUUCACCAGAUGUUUUCUGGACAGAUAAACAUUGAUGUGAUGAUACAAAUGCUCACUCGCUUCAAAGAAUCUCCAGAUAAGAGGGAGCAAUCAAUUUUUAAUUGUAUGAUCUCAAAUCUGUUUGAGGAAUACAAGUUCUUUACGAAGUAUCCGGAUAAGCAGCUUAAACUAGCUGCUGUGCUAUUUGGAUCCCUUAUCAAACAUGAACUUGUGGCCCACCUCGGACUUGGGAUUGCUCUACGCGCUGUUCUUGAUGCCUUACGCAAGUCUGUUGAUUCAAAGAUGUUUAUGUUUGGUACGACAGCAUUGGAACAAUUCAUGGAUCGUGUAAUAGAGUGGCCACAGUACUGCAAUCACAUAUUGCAGAUUUCACAUCUUCGAGCUACUCAUGCUGAAAUGGUCUCUGCAAUUGAGCGAGCACUUGCCCGAAUUUCAUCAAGUCAAAAUGAGCCCAACGCUGGCAACUUGCUUUCUACGGAGCAGCUUGUUUCUGGAUCGUCAUCUAUUGAAGCCAUGGAGGCAUCUGAACCAUCAUGGCAGUUAAUGGGUACAUCUCCAACUCAGCUAGGAAGGACACCUUACCCGUUGCAGCAAAGGCAACCAAGUGUCCUUGGAGACAGGUCCAAGAUCUCCAUCGGCACCUCUCAGAAUAAGAGCAUUUUACCUAGUCAGCCUUCGGUUCCUUCAGCAUCUGCUGAUUCAGCCUUUAAUUUAAAGACUACUGUUCCACCUUCAUUAGCUCACUCUAUGAGCAUGUCAAAUAGUGCUCAUUCCACUAGUUUUCUGCGCCCCCGGAAUACCUCGACAGUUUUGCCCCGGCAACAUUCCUACACUACGGGAUUUGGAAAUGCUUUAAAUAUUGAGACACUUGUAGCUGCAGCGGAGCAAAGAGAUAAUCCAAUUGAGACUCCCCCAUCUGAAGUUCAGGACAAGAUCUUGUUUAUGAUUAACAAUAUAUCCACCUCUAAUAUGGAAGCCAAGGCGAAAGAAUUUAAUGAAGUGCUUCAGGAACAAUAUUAUCCUUGGUUUGCACAGUACAUGGUCAUGAAAAGGGCAAGCAUCGAGCCAAAUUUUCAUGAUUUAUACCUGAAAUUCUUUGACAAACUUAACUCAAGAUCCUUGAGUAAGGAGAUGCUGAAAGCUACAUAUGAGAACUGCAAGGUUUUGUUAAGAUCAGAUCUUAUCAAAUCUAGUUCCGAGGAACGUUCCUUGCUAAAAAAUUUGGGCAGUUGGUUGGGAAAAUUUACCAUUGGAAGAAACCAGACAUUAAGAGCCAAGGAAAUUGACCCGAAAUCUCUUAUUGUGGAGGCUUAUGAGAGAGGACUUAUGAUUGCUGUAAUUCCAUUCACUUCAAAGAUUCUCGAACCUUGCCAUUCAAGUAUAGCAUAUCGUCCUCCAAAUCCGUGGACAAUGGGAAUUCUUAGUCUACUUUCUGAGAUCUAUAAUCUACCAAACCUGAAGAUGAAUCUAAAAUUUGACAUUGAGGUCCUGUUUAAGAACCUCAGUGUGGACAUGAAAGAUGUGAAACCGACUUCCCUUCUUAAAGAUCGAGGACGUGAAGUUGAGGGAAACCCAGAUUUUUCAAACAAAGAUGUUGCUUCGUCCCAAACCCCAGUGGCUGCAGAAGUCUCUUCAGGUGUCAACCCCCCAAUAAAACAUGUAGACCUGCAGCCUGAGGUCAAUAGCACUUCCCGUACCCUGAGCCUUCCAACUUUGUAUACUGCUCCUGUUCGUCUCCCUCCUAACAGUAUGGUGGAGGAUGAUAAAAUUGCUCUAAUGAUGCCUGAGCAAGUUCCCUCUCACACCUUGACCCAGGUCUCAUCUUCACAAACACCAUUAGUAUCACUAUCGCCAUCGCCACUCUCUCUAACUCAGCUUUUGUCGCUGAUUCCACAUGAUGAGAUACGCUUCAAAAUAAGCUCAAAACUUUUGCCUUUUGGCUCACAGUUGCAGUUCAGCAAAAUCAUGGGUGUGGCUUUGGAUAAGGCUAUCAAAGAGAUAAUACUCCCGGUCAUUGAAAGAAGUGUCUCAAUAGCAAGCAAAACUACAAAAGAAAUUAUUCUAAAGGAUUAUGCAACGGAAUCUGAUUACAGUGCCGCAAAUCGCUCGGCUCGUUUGAUGGUCGGAACAUUAGCUGGAAGUCUAGCCCAUGUUACUUGCAAGGAACCGCUUCGUGUUGCGCUACUGUCUCAUCUCCGAAGCCUUACUCAAAACCUUGCUAGCAACAGCGAAACUCUUGAGCAAGUAGUACAGGUUCUGAUCAACGACAAUUUGGAUCUUGGCUGUGCAAGUAUCGAGUCUGUAGCGGCGCGCAAGGCUGUUGAUUCGAUUGAGGGUGAAAUAACUCAAUCCUUUUCACAACAAAGGAAGAAAAGAGAGGCAGCUGGUCCUACAUAUUAUGACUCUUUUACUUAUGCUCAAGGUCCAUUUGCCCCUGUACCUGAAGUAUUCCAUACCAAGGCAGAGUCUCCUGCCCAACAACGAGUAUAUGAGGAGUUUGGUCAUGUAUGGCAGAGUCAUGGCCAAAGUGUUGGUGCUGCAGGUUCUGGUACAGCUGCUGUAUCGAGCAAUUUUGGUGUACCUCGAGCUUACAGCCCAAGUUUAGCACAAGCUUCCAGUGCUUUCUUGUCUGCUCAAACAGCUCCACUUACAUUAACUCAGCCUACAGAGCUGGUGUAUGAGGAAUUGAUUCCUGGCGCUGCACAACUUUCUAGUGAUUCUCCUGCUCAAGUUGGGAUCAGCGACUCUUCUGGCUGGCUUGGUGGAACCAUUGGUGAUGCAUCCACAUCUCCACCCUUGAUGUCUAAUGACUUACCUGCGGGUGGAAUAAUGGAUUUAAAUGUUAUGACGCCACCUCCAGCUACAUUUUCUGACAAUCUAGGAUCUGGUUUACCUGAUACUUUGAGCACUGGUGAUGCUAUGGAGAGAUACGAACAGGUUUCACAAAAGCUGGAAGUCUUGAUUGCCAAGGAUGGUAAAGAUGUGGAAAUCCAGUCUGUUGUAGCGGAAGUUCCUGAUAUCUUACUCAAAUGUGUUAACCGGGAUGAGGCUGCAUUAGCUGUUGCACAAAAGGUUUUCAAAAGUUUGUAUGACAACACAUCAAAUAGCGGUUUUGUCAUGUGGUCUCUAGCAACCUUAGUUGCGAUAAGAGAUGUAUGCAAGCUUGAGCCAGAUGUCACCACCGCCGACUACUACUACCCUGACGGAGCCUACUACUACAUGGAGACCGUCGACGACCAAGAGUAG